This is a messenger RNA of Aspergillus viridinutans, 933 nucleotides long. RefSeq lists its product as uncharacterized. NCBI's taxonomy places the organism in Eukaryota, Fungi, Ascomycota, Eurotiomycetes, Eurotiales, Aspergillaceae. The coding region runs from base 1 to 933 and encodes 310 amino acids. Gene Ontology annotation, biological process: L-valine catabolic process. The record is from RefSeq and is a predicted model, not a curated record. The transcript has 3 exons. Gene Ontology annotation, molecular function: NADP binding; NAD binding; 3-hydroxyisobutyrate dehydrogenase activity. Gene Ontology annotation, cellular component: mitochondrion.
AUGGGCUACUUAAUGGCCAAGAACCUACGUGCCAAAAUUCCAGCUACUGACACGCUGAUUGUGCGUGAUGUGAAUGAGAAUGCCACGACGAGGUUUGUGGAGGAGACAAAGGAGGCUGCGAAAAGCAGUGGUGCUGCAGAUGGCGCAAUGAAGGUCGAGGUCGCCCAGAGUGCUCGAGAAGUUGCAGAGCAGUCGACCGUUAUGAUAACCAGUUUGCCGGAGCCAGAACACGUCAAGGAUGUCUUCCAUUCGAUCAUGAAGCACGGUGGCCUACCCGCUCUGGAGGAAGAGCGCCUGUUCAUUGAUACAUCAACCAUUGACCCCGCCUCGUCGAAGGAGAUUGCGAACGCAAUUCACACGACACGGACAGGGCGCUUCGUCGACGCUCCUAUGUCAGGAGGAGUAGUAGGUGCUCACGCAGGUACAUUAUGUUUUAUGUUCGGAGCAUCGUCUCAAACAGGCCAGCUCGUCGAACGCGUGAGAGCGGUUCUAAUGCUUAUGGGAAAGAAGGCCUGGCAUCUGGGACCUCCCGGGGCAGGCGUAUCGGGGAAGCUUGCCAACAACUACAUCUUGGCUAUAAACAACAUCGCAACAGCCGAGGCCAUGAAUCUCGGAAUUCGCUGGGGCCUGGAUCCCAAAUCUCUCGCAGACAUGAUCAAUACCUCCACCGGCCGCUGUUGGCCAAUGGAAGUCAACAACCCUGUUCCUGGCGUCGUGGAGACCGCUCCUGCAUCUCGAGGAUAUGAGGGCGGGUUUGGAGUCAGCUUGAUGAAAAAGGAUCUCAGAUUAGCAAUCACGGCGGCGAAGGGGUCUGGCACUCCCCUGGCCCUGGCUGAAACUGCUCGCGAGGUAUACAAUUCUGUCGAGCAGGAGUACCGAGGCAAGGACUUCUCGGUCGUGUACAAGUGGCUGCAAGACAGGUCAGAGCAGUAG